GCAGGCGAGGAAAGACUUCAUCACAGCCAAGUACACGGAGAAGCGCUUCGCCAGGAAGAAGUGUCCCGACCCGACGUCGCGGCUCCACACGCUGUGCGACGCCGUGAAGGCUCGAGACAUCUUCUCCCUCAUCCAGGUCUACGCCGAGGGAGUGGACCUCAUGGAGCCCAUACCUCUGGCCAACGGGCAUGAACAAGGAGAGACGGCCCUUCAUCUGGCGGUCAGGCUGGUGGACAGAACGUCUCUGCACAUCGUCGACUUCCUCACCCAGAACAGUUUAAAUCUGGACAAGCAGACGGCCAAAGGCAGCACGGCGCUGCACUACUGCUGCCUGACCGACAACAGCGAAUGUCUGAAGCUGCUGCUGAGGGGGAAGGCCUCCAUAGAGAUCGCUAAUGAGGCCGGGGAGACGCCGCUGGAUAUCGCUCGGAGGCUCAAACACCUACAGUGCGAGGAGCUGUUGAAUCAGGCGCUGGCGGGAAAAUUCAACGCCCACGUCCACGUCGAGUACGAGUGGUGCCUCCAGCAUGAAGACCUGGACGAGAGCGACGAGGAUCUGGACGAGAAGCCGAGCCCCCACCGGAGAGACGAGCGUCCGGUCAGCUGCUACACUCCGGGCAGCAACUCCCACCUCCCGUCCAGCUCGGCGGGCCGCGACGGCCUCGGCAAGGACAAGCAGCGGCCCUACAUGCCCAACCUGGUCAACAACGAGACGUACGGCACCAUCCUCAACACCAACCCCCCUCAGCCCGCCACCACCUCGGCCCCGCCGCUGCCCCCGAGGAACCUGGUCCAGCUAGCCGGUCUGGGGGGGAUCAGUCAGUCGUCAGCGUCCAGCAGCUGGAAGCCCGGUUCCUUAGACCUGGUGGGUCGACAGAGGUCGUCCUCGGACCCCCCCAACAUGCACCCGCCCGUACCCCCGAUGAGGCUCACUUCAACCGGAGCUCUGGGUCUCGCUCCUGUGGCGAAGAUGGAAGCGAUGAGCAUUCAGUCCAAGUCCAGUCAGGGGCCGCUGGCGUCCAGGACAGCGCCGCCCAAAUCUCCUGCAGGCAACGAUAAGAGCUUCAACAGAGGACCUCUAAACCGAACAGAAUCUAUUGAAAGAGCGGCUAAGGAAGUGCCAGGAUGCCCCCAGAACUCCAUAGGUCAGCCUCUGCCUCCAGCCCCCAUGCCGAGGAAGGCCUACCCGAAACAGAGGCCGAAGCGAGUGAAAGCCAUCUACAACUGUGUAGCCGACAACCCCGACGAGCUGACCUUCUCCGAGGGCGAGGUGAUCGUGGUGGACGGAGAGGAGGACCAGGAGUGGUGGCUGGGCCACAUCGAAGGCGAUCCGAAGAGAAGAGGAGCCUUUCCCGUUACGUUUGUACACUUCAUCGCCGACUGAACGGUCGCUCUGGGUCUCAGGAAGUGUUGCGGGAUGCAGCGCCCCACUUUCACCCGUCUCAACAUCCGCCAUCGUCCCAGUGUUUGCCGUCGACAUCGUCAUCAUCAUCAUCAUCAUCAUCAUCAUCUUCUCCUUCACCGGCAUCUUGAGUGAGCUCCUCUUAAGUGUCACCACCACAGCGUUGUAUGGGUGUCGUCACGGCAACUGUUACAGACCAACAGGGGGCUCACGGGACCACAUGUGGUUUUUAAUGCUUCCUGUUAAUGUUCCUGACACAGGCUCUAAGAUUUAAAGAAAAUAACGAUGAUUGUAGUGAACGACCUCUGGCAAUAAAUGCACUUUUCUCGUCUUUAUCCGUGUCACAGCAUAAGAUGACACAGUGAAGGUUGUAUGUACAGUAUUCAUCCGUUUUCCGUUCAGCUGCGUUGUACAGACGGUCCUUUAACGUGGCGGUGGUGUGGAGGUCACAGCAACGUGUCUUAACUCACUAACAACUGUAAAUGUGAACAUGCUUACAUUCCACAUCUGUGCAUGAGCGACUUUUAAAUGCUUGGUAGCUGCAACUUUCCACAUGUGUAGUCGUCGUCCUCCUCCUGCAGGGAGGUUUCUCUAAAGGUGCUAAGUUAACCCUGGAAUAUGCUGGAAGCUGCACUGGAGGGAGCGCUUCCCCGUCCCCGUUUCAGUGACGGACCGGCGUUGAAAAGGGGGACGCUGCAUUUUGAAACAGCCUCCGACUGGUCACGCCUGGGAGAGCCUCGCUUUCUCAGGUGUGUCCAGAGUAAUAGAGCUGCAAAAGAAGUCAAUGUCGUUUAUCUUCUGCUUUUCCACACACACUGCCUGUAGCAUUCUAGCAUUAGGGGAGUCACUUUCAGCAGCAGGACUCUUCCUCCUUCCUUCUUCCUGAUCUGUUUCAGGUCAAACGCUGACACUGACUGGAGCUGCAGCAGCCAGUAAUUACCUUUAUGCUGAGUCUCGACACCUCAGGCUGUCGUCGCCUCUCAUCUGCCUUAUUAGAGGAGUAGAAAGUGUGUGUGUUUGUGUGUGUGUGUGAGCGCAUGUAUCAUCUGCACAGAAUAAGCUGCGAAUGAAAGGAUAUUAAAAUAAGAGGAAAUAAAUAAAAACGAGAGCGUGGGAGUGAGAUGAAAAGCAGGAGUGAGCUCUGUGACUUUUGUUGCUUCCUCUUGCCUUCGAGAACAUUCUGACGGGCUGAGUUUUGUUUUGUACACAAAUGAGCUGAACUGAGUUUGUCUUUGACACAACCUGACAGAAAGGAGCAUCCCUCCUUUAGCUUCAUGUCAGGACAUCUGAUGUAGAAACAGGUUUAUCUAAUGUGUUGCGAAGUGAAUAUAAAACAGUGUAAUUAACUUCAGUUUAGUUGCAGAGCAACUGUCUCUCUGUUCAUAUUGUUGAUAUUUAGGCGUUUAACCUGAAACCAGAGCCUUCCAUGGAUUUGUGAAUGACGAGAAGAGAAGCGUGUGAAUCGUAGCUGACGCGCUUCUCUUCGCCAUGUUUAAUAUUAACUCACUGGAAACAGGAAGAUUUAAUAAUCUAUUCGUGUAAAUAUGUUUGGUUUUGUUUGUGGAUAUUUAAAUGUAAAAAAGAGCAGAGUUAACCUGGGCAGUAAAUGUCUUUUAAUGCACUGUGGUGACGAGCAGUUACAAACGCGACCUCGGCUGGACCUGCGUGUGCUACAGACGCUCACGAGUGGGAACAUCAUUCAUUCUCAUUAACCAUCUGUGGAUCACUGCAUUGACUCUUUAACUCUAUUGUGAAAGUAAAUGGGAAAAUGAAACUGGAAUAAUAAAAUAUGAGAUAAUACGA
Messenger RNA from Stegastes partitus (bicolor damselfish), 3205 nucleotides. Its product is annotated as arf-GAP with SH3 domain, ANK repeat and PH domain-containing protein 2-like. Gene Ontology annotation, molecular function: protein binding; GTPase activator activity. Lineage: Eukaryota; Metazoa; Chordata; Actinopteri; Pomacentridae. The record is from RefSeq and is a predicted model, not a curated record. The annotation marks the transcript as partial. Gene Ontology annotation, biological process: positive regulation of GTPase activity. The transcript has 12 exons.